Loa loa (African eye worm) is the source of this 2221-nucleotide messenger RNA. Its product is annotated as sugar transporter. The coding region runs from base 250 to 1728 and encodes 492 amino acids. The record is from RefSeq and is a predicted model, not a curated record. The transcript is spliced from 11 exons. Lineage: Eukaryota; Metazoa; Nematoda; Chromadorea; Rhabditida; Onchocercidae. Gene Ontology annotation, cellular component: membrane. Gene Ontology annotation, molecular function: hexose transmembrane transporter activity. Gene Ontology annotation, biological process: monosaccharide transmembrane transport.
GUAAUAGUUCAUCAUCAUAUUUGAUAAGAUAUUGUUGGGUCGGAUCCUGAACUGACGACAAAAACAACGAGCUUAAGCAUAAAUCAAUUUGUCAACAAAAUCUUUUCCAGUAUCGAAAAACCGCUCUGACUGAUACUUUUUUUUGCGCUUUUGGUGCUAGUGUUCACAGCGGUUAGACUAUCUAGCUGUACAGAAUUAAUUGUUUCUUUGACAGACUACUUCCGAAUUGAAUCACUGUGCACUAAGAAGAUGAUGGGUAAAGGUCAACAAACAGGUGAAGGUGGAUGGACACAACCUUUGCUGUUGGCUGUUGCAUCGGCAGCAAUUGGUGGUUCAUUUCAAUUCGGUUAUCAUAUCGGAUGUGUUAAUGUUCCUGCAAAAAUAAUUAAAUUAUGGAUGAUCGAUUCACAUAAGAAACUUUUCGACGAAACAUUAACGCUUGAUGAAAUUGGCAGAGUGCAAUGGGCUAUAGCGGUUGGUAUAUUUGCUGUGGGUGGUAUGAUUGGAGGAUUGGGAUCUGGUAAAAUGGCUGAUUGGUUAGGUCGUAAAGGCGCUAUGGCAUUUAAUAAUGUUGUAGCUGUCUUGGCUGCUGUGCUAAUGACAUUGGCCUAUUAUGUUAAUGUGUACCCAUUACUUAUCGUCGGACGUCUUGUUAUUGGUAUCAACUCUGGUUUAAGCUCAGGUUUAGUACCAAUGUAUCUUACCGAAAUAUCACCGGUUAAUUUACGUGGUUCCCUGGGUAGUGUCGCGCAACUUUUGGUAACUAUCGGCAUUUUAUUCUCGCAGAUUAUUGGUCUGCCACAACUUCUUGGAUCGACGACAUUGUGGCCUAUGAUUUUCGGAUUCACCGUAGUACCAGUGGUUUUCCAAAUAGCUACACUGCCGAUGAUUCCGGAAUCGCCCAAAUACAGUUUGAUUGUAAGAGAUCGCGCCGAACAGGCUGAAGAGGAUCUGAAGAAGUUACGAGGAAAGGAUAAUGUGAAAGCCGAAAUUGAUUUAAUGAAAGAGGAGCAAGCUAAGAUAAACGCUGUUCCCAAGAUGGGUAUCUUCGAUUUGUUUCGUGGUAAUCUGCUUUGGCCUAUGACUAUUGCAAUUUUAAUGAUGUUAGCGCAGCAAUUUUCUGGUAUCAAUGUGGCCAUGUUUUUCUCCACGAUGAUUUUCGAAGGUGCUGGAUUGGGUGAAAAUGCCGUAUACGCUACCUUGGUAAUGGGUUUGAUCAACGUUCUCAUGACUGUCAUCUCUGUCUACCUGGUGGAUCAUCCAAAAUGUGGACGUGUCAUGUUGCUUAUGAUUGGUUUGAUUGGAAUGUUCUUUGCUUCCAUCGCUAUCGUUAUCUUCAUCUCAGUCUACACAUCAGAUCAAAUAAAUAACAAAUGGGCGUCUUAUCCUGCUUGUUUAUUCGUUUUCCUCUUCGUGAUUUUCUUUGCGACUGGUCCAGGUUCCAUUCCAUGGUUCUUCGUCUCAGAACUUUUCUCGUCGGGUGCACGUGGUGCUGCAAAUUCGGUCGCCGCAGCAACUAAUUGGACCGCAAACUUCCUCGUUGGAACAUCAUUCGAAUUUCUCAACCAAAUGUUGCACCAGUAUACCUUCCUGAUCUUCUCUGGGUUUCUGGCAUUUUUUGCAUUUUUCACGUGGAUGUAUGUACCAGAAACGAAGGGUCGUACCGUAGAAGACAUACAAGAUGAGCUGUCUCGUGGCAAAUCUCGAUUUGCCAGAAAUGCGGCAUAGAUAAUUGCGAAUUUGGAGGCACCAACUAACUGUCCAUAGAUCCUUUCGAAAUUUUUAAACUCCAAUAAUUGUUCAAAUAAUUUCCUCUUUUCUUGGAAAUAUACUAUUUCCAAUUUAUAUGCUUCACUCCCAAAGGCGUUUUCUGACCUAAUAAUGCUUCAGAAUUUAUUUUGGUGCUUAUCCUAUCAGUUAGAUUUUCAGUGUUAUCUUUCAAUAAAAGAUCAGGGUUGAAUUUCAUCUCUUCCUCUUGCUCCUUCAGUUAUCGUUAUCGCUCUGCAAUCCGAUGUUCAAAUACAAUCCAUAAUUCCAGAGAAAUAUCUUUCUAUUGAGAAUUUGAAACUUAGAAAGUUUGCAAGAGUUUUCAAAAAUCCGUCAUUUCUUUGCGCUUACCCCUUCCCUAUUUUCUCAGCAUUCAUUUUCGAAAUGUUAUGCUACAAUUAUUUAAAUUUCUUUUUUUCCCCCAGAUUACCUCAAGCAGCAAUGUUCUAUACCA